Salvelinus namaycush (lake trout) is the source of this 4388-nucleotide messenger RNA. Its product is annotated as translocating chain-associated membrane protein 1-like 1. The record is from RefSeq and is a predicted model, not a curated record. Bases 133 to 1242 code for a protein of 369 amino acids. The transcript has 11 exons. Gene Ontology annotation, cellular component: endoplasmic reticulum membrane. Gene Ontology annotation, biological process: protein insertion into ER membrane; SRP-dependent cotranslational protein targeting to membrane, translocation. Lineage: Eukaryota; Metazoa; Chordata; Actinopteri; Salmoniformes; Salmonidae.
CACAUGACCUGCAAUUUACCCAGUGUACUGGCAGUGGUGGAGGGAGCAAAAGAGGAGAGUUUGCGUCCGAGUGCAAGCGGUGCGGCGAGUGACUGAAGUGCGGCAGGGAGGGAGAGCUGUAUCGGUCAGGCCAUGGGUUUCCGAAAGAAGAACAAGAGCCCGGCGGUGCUGAGCCACGAGUUCGUGAUCCAGAAUCACGCUGACAUGGUUUCGUGUGUGGCUAUGGUCAUUCUCCUCGGCCUGAUGUUCGAGGUGACAGCGAAGUUUGCCAUCAUGUUCAUCACUGUCCAGUACAAUGUGACUCAAAGUCUCGAUGAGAGGGCUGAGCCAGUGAACCUGUACCAGUACGGUCCUAAAGACAUGGCCACUGUGUUCUUCUAUCUGCUCAUCGCUGUCAUACUCCACGCCUUAAUACAGGAAUACAUUCUUGAUAAAAUGAAUAGGCGGUUGCAUCUGUCAAAAACCAAACACAGCAAGUUCAAUGAAUCGGGACAGCUUGCUGCCUUCUACUUGAUCUCCUUCAUCUGGGGCUGCAGCAUCUUAACAGCGGAGGAAUUUGCAACAAAUCCUACUUUCCUAUGGGAGGGCUAUCCACACACCCACAUGGUGUUUCAGGUGAAGUUCUUCUACAUUUGCCAAAUGGCCUACUGGCUCCACGCCCUUCCUGAGCUGUACUUCCAGAAAGUGCGAAAGGAGGACAUUCCCCGCCAGCUCUAUUACAUUUGCCUUUACGUCUUCCACAUCACCGGUGCCUACGUCUUAAACCUCCACCGGCUGGGCCUGGUGCUGCUUGUACCUCACUCCCUGGUGGAGCUCCUGUUCCACGCCUCGCGCCUCUUCUAUUUCAGUGACGAGAACAAGCAGAAGGGUUUCACUUUGUGGGCGCUGCUUUUCGUCAUCGCACGCCUCGUCACCCUCACACUUUCCGUACUGACAUUUGGCUUCGGACUGCCCCGUGCAGAGAACCAGGGAUUCUCACUGGCGGAGGGAAACUUUAAUGUGCUCACCGUUAGGAUGACAUGCCUGGCUGCCAUUUGCCUCACCCAGGCCUGGAUGAUGUGGAAGUUCAUCAACUUUCAGCUGAAGAAGUGGAGGGAGCACAGCCAGAGCCAGGCUUCCAAGUUGAAGGCUAUCAGCCCAAAGAGCAAGCCCCACAAGAAGGACCCAGCCCGGGGAGGUUCUGCCAACGGUGUGCUGAAGUCUGAUGACAAGACAUCACCUCGGGCAAGAAAAGUCUUGUAGAAAUGGAGGGAGAGAACUAAGUGAGGGGGCUGCUCUCAAUGUGACACUUUUCACCACUUAAAAAGUGAACUUACUGUUCGCCAAAACAACCACUUAAGCGCACAAAGAAACCGUAACUUAACCAUCUCUUGAGUUAGAACUGUUAAAAACUAGGUUCAAUGUUUUGAUGGCCUGAUAAGUUUGUGUUAAGUCGUUCUUUCUCAGGGUGUAAUGUAGGUCGGGCAUGGUCGACUGGUUAAACGCUAUAACUGGAUAGAUUGGUUAAAGUGUCCCUUUUUGGAGGUCAAACAAGCACUGUUCAAUUUGCAUUGCAAGAGUGCAUGUCAGGAUUCAUGUUCUCUACCGAACAUGUAAAAGAAAGUGUGGGGAAACGUUGGGCAUAAAGUUUAGCCUUUUACCUGGCCGUUGGUUUCAAUUGAAUAGAGACCUCACCAUUAACUCCUAAAAGGUGUCUGUUUACUGCCUGUAUUGUUACCUGCCUUUUUGCCAUAUGAAACCUGGGCUAUUAUGGGAUUGAGGGCACUGUUAGUCAUUAGUAGCCCCAUCUUCUGACUCAACUGGCCUUCAUCCAGGAAUCUGUACUGCUGACGGGCGAUACUGUCUUUAUCCAUGCAGAACUAGAUCUCUUGAGCAAAUUAUGCAUUCGUGUAAGAGUAGGAUUUGUGCAGGAGUUCAGGUGAGGUUUGUGUGUUUCAGUUCAGUAUUUCGAGCCGUGAUAUUUUCAUUAACAACGGCAAUCCUUUAUGCGCUCAAGUUAUUGUUAAGCUUCAAGGGUCAUGGUGAGGUUUUGACGUGCUGUCAUGUUUGAGUUUGCAUAUCUCAGAAGCAUUCAGUGGCCUUUUUUCACAUCCGCUGGUAGAGUUAAGUUAUUUAUUUCAGUCGUAUCUUGUUUAUUUUUAUAUCAUGCUUUGGCAACUCCCUAACCAGCAUAGACGAGGUACAAAGUGAAACGCUUUGUCUCAGUGCUCAACCCAAAUGAUACAAUACUCCUUUAAGUGUCCUUAAAAUGUCAGUGGCGCGAGCUGUGAAAUUCUCCUUGGGUUUCCUUUUCUGUUUGCCUUUUUUAUAUCGGGGUAUAUGAUGGCAGGCAGCUGCCUCCGGAAACACCCACCUAUUAUACUGUACUUCUCAUUCUCAGAUGGGAGAGGUGCGUGUUUGAGCCUUUGUGUGUUGUUACCUGUGGUAAUGCUUCUGUUGUGUCCGUGAGGAAGUGAAUGCUCCGCAUGAGUCAUGCUUUCGUCUUGGUGGGGGGGAAAAAAAGUUGUUGCCCUUGUGGCAUUAUAGAAUGCGACAUAACCAGUUUAUUGACUCCCCUCGUUUCCUUUUGAAAUCCUCUACCUUGUUUUCAUUUCACCCUUUUUGUUCAUUUACAAAAGGCCUUUGUAACGAAGACGAUGAGUGACAACUGAGUAUAUUCUAUAUGAAGUUAGUUGUUGGAUGCUUACAACCUCUGGCCCUUAACCCUGUCCUGUAUGAAAGAGAUUCUGUGACUUCUGUUUGCCAAAUUUGGGGUGACUGGGGGCUUCUUACUCCACCUUUCCAGUGAUUUGGACAUUUGCCUUUGGACACUUGUUAUGUCCUACUGUAGACCCAAUGCUGUUGCCACCAAUGGGCCAGGUUACCAGUCCUGCUAUGGUGAACCAGUGUGCCGGAUCACAACUCUGCUUCGCCAACUUCUCUGACUAGUGUUAUAGUUGGCUGAAGCAUAUACUGGUCUGGGACCAGUAGGUUGCAUAUAUAUAUAUUUUUGGGGGGGCAGGAAGUACAUGAGUCGUAACUAGUUUAGUCCUCAUAACGCUCUAUCUUAAGUUGAGUGUGGAGGACUUGUGUUCUGUUAUGUGGCAAUGUCUCUGAGGAGGAAAGGUGGAGCAGAGGACUUUUUACACCAGUCUGUACUUUACUGUAUCUGAUGUUUAAAAUCUACAUGAAUCUAACGCUACACUUUACUAAAAAUGGUCCGAUUCUUUUUUUUUAAAGCUAUUUUUAUAUAUUCGAAGAACUUAUUCAUAUCUGUGUGCUGAAUAUUUUAUCUGAGUAUUAUUUUGCAUCCACGUUGGCAUGUUUUUAUACAUCAGAAGACAAAGCUUUCUCCCCUUUCUAAGUCAGGGUUCACAUUUCACCUUCACUAUCGUAGUCUAUUUCAUAGACUAGGAUGUAUAUAUUGAGUAGAGUAAAUAAGAACCAUUCUGCCAUAAGAUGAUGCUCAGAAAGCACUAUACGGAAAACUGUCUACUGUAGUUUUAUUGUAUUCUACUGUAAUUGCUAUCUGCUGUCCAGUAGCAAAGCUACUGUUUGAUCAGCAAGGAUCCUGAUAUGUUUGUUUUUAUUGUUCUAAGGUGUAUUUAAAUCACUUGGUCGUCCUACUCUUACACUAGCCUGAUCCCAGACCUGUGUGUCUGCUUUAGCCAGCUCCUCUGCUAGCAUGACAACCAUAGUCAGAGAAGUUGACUAGGAUAUUUAGUAUCUGAUCAAGGACCAGGCUAUUGCUGACCCUGUAAAACAACACAUUUCACUUCACCUAGCUGGUGUGUGGCACUAAAACAUCUAACUAUAUACGACACUUUGGUGAAGUGAUAAUUACAAUAAAGGAAAGAUUAGCAUUUUGCCCUUCAUUCCUUUUAUGAAUUGAUUUGAUGUGAUGGUGCACCGUGUGAGGGGCCGAGUAACAGGAGUUUCUCUAUCCAGGUUAGGACACAUGCUAACCCUCUCUGAGUUGUCUUCUCACUGCUACAACCGCUAUUGGAAUAUACAGUGUAGUGAAGCAUGACACCGAUGGAUGCCGCUGUGUAUGGUUGUAGCACAGUUCUGUAGCCUCGACUGCAAUGACCAUUUUGAUCGCUGGUAAGGUGGCAAUGGGCCAACACAAUGCAAAGACCCAUGCUAAUAGUUUAUUAGUGUAUAUCAGCCCUUUAGGUGGCAACAACCAUUUGAUGCAUUUGCAAUGGGAUGUGUACUCCUUCAUAGCAGCCAGGUACACAGAAGAAAGCAUGGUUAUGGUUCAUGCACUGUCCUUGUUUUGUGUUAUUUUGCUGCUUGCUUCAAGUUUUUUUUACACGUGUUGUCUCUGAAAUUCUCUGGAAUGUAUUUAUGCAAAAUCUUGGUAUUUCUCAAGUUUUUCUUUGUUUGUACUUACUUCAUGUUUGAAU